Molecule: messenger RNA, 2689 nt
Organism: Vicia villosa (hairy vetch)
Lineage: Eukaryota; Viridiplantae; Streptophyta; Magnoliopsida; Fabales; Fabaceae
Product: chloride channel protein CLC-e
Exons: 6
Coding region: 44-2173 (709 amino acids)
Biological process (GO): chloride transport; transmembrane transport
Cellular component (GO): chloroplast thylakoid membrane
Molecular function (GO): voltage-gated chloride channel activity
Source: RefSeq, a predicted model, not a curated record
UUGUUAUAGUGAAAUGGCGGGGGAAUAUGGAAUAUUGUGAGAAAUGGUUGGUUUAGGAUGUGCGCUUGGAGUUCAACCCGUUUUGCUUUUGCAACAUCAUCAUCAUCAUCGCUCUUUGCUUCAACCAAUAACACUUACGACGCAACUCACACGUUCGGCUUCAUUAUUCCCUCAUUCUUGCUCAAACUUGAUAAUUUCAAAUGCCCGAACAAGGCCUAGGUUUUCUCUACCCCAAAAGCAAGAGGAACAACCUUCUUCUUCUUCCGAACAAGUUGAAUGGAUUCGAAAUUCGGGAAUCAUAUCUUCAUGCUUGGUUGGUCUCUUAACCGGCGUCGCAGUAGUCCUCUUCAACAAUGUUGUUCAUGAAAUUCGUGAUUUGUCGUGGGAUGGGAUUCCCGAUAGAGGAGCCUCAUGGUUAAGAGAAGCGCCUAUUCAAGAAACAUGGAAAAGGGUUAUACUUGUUCCAGCUUUUGGAGGACUUAUCGUCUCUCUCCUCAACCUCCUUUCUAAUUCCAAUUUCAAUUCCCAACCUUUCUUAAAAGCUAUUGCAGCUUCUGUUACUUUAGGUACCGGUAAUUCCUUAGGUCCCGAGGGUCCCAGCGUUGACAUUGGCAGCUCCAUUGCCAAAUGGAUUGCUUCAACUCCUUUCUUCACUUCCGCCAGAAUUCUCCCUCUUCUUGCUGCUGGAUCUGCUGCCGGCCUCGCUGCUGGUUUCAAUGCUGCUGUUGCUGGUUGUUUCUUCGCUGUUGAGUCUGUCCUGUGGCCCUCUGAUUCUAAUUCAUCUUUAUCACUUACCAAUUCUACUUCCACUGUUAUUCUCAGUGCUGUCAUAGCUUCUGUCAUUUCUCAGAUUGGCCUUGGCUCUCAACCUGCCUUUCAAGUUCCAGAUUACGACUUCCGUUCUCCUGCUGAGCUCCCACUGUAUUUAUUGCUGGGUAUUUUAUGUGGUUUGGUAUCAUUGACCCUGUCUUGGUCCACAUCCUAUAUGUUUACUAUAUUUGACAAUCUUCACAAGGCCACUGGCAUGCCAAAAGCUUCCUUCCCUAUAUUGGGAGGAUUAUCGGUUGGCUUCAUAGCAUUGUUAUAUCCCGAGAUACUCUACUGGGGUUUUGAGAAUGUUGACAUUUUGUUAGAAUCUCGCCCAUUUGUCAAAGGUCUCUCCACAGACCUAUUGCUUCAGCUAGUAGCUGUUAAAAUAGUUGCUACUUCUCUGUGUCGGGCUUCUGGAUUAGUGGGAGGCUAUUAUGCCCCGUCUCUCUUUAUUGGCGGUGCAACUGGGAUGGCUUACGGGAAAUUAAUUGCCUUGGCUGUUGCUCAGUCUAAUUCUGUGAUUGACCUCUCUGUUUUGGAAGUGGCGUCACCACAAGCUUAUGGCCUGGUUGGAAUGGCUGCGACUCUUGCAGGAGUUUGCCAAGUGCCACUUACUGCAGUUCUGCUUCUGUUUGAACUGACACAGGACUAUCGGAUUGUUCUACCCCUACUUGGAGCAGUAGGCUUGUCAUCAUGGAUUUCAUCUGUACAGACAAAGAGAGGUGAUGAAAGGGAUAGAAAAAAAUUGAAGAUACAAAACUCAAAUUAUUCCUCGCUUCCAGAAAUAUCUUCUCGUAGUUCAAUUAAGUCGUCUACCGGGGAUACCUUUGCUGAAGGCGUGUCAUAUUUGAGUAAUUCAUCUCAAGUGGAAAGUUCAAGUAGGAUAGAGGAUAAAAAUGAUGAGUCAGUGAAUUAUGUAACGAGAAUAUUAGUUUCGGAAGCCAUGAAAACAAGAUAUGUGACGGUUUCCAUGUGCACACCGCUUACUAAAGUAAUAGAUCUCAUGCUUGCUGAGAAACAGUCUUGUGCAGUAAUUGUUGAUACAGAUAAUACUUUGAUUGGUUUAUUGACACUUAGAGACAUUCAAGAGUACGGAAAAUCUGCAAAAGCUGGAAGCGAAAAUUCCAAGGAGAUUUUAGUUUCUGAAUUAUGUGUUUUAAAUGGAGGAAUAUGUAGUACACCAUGUACAGCUACUCCAGAUAUGAAACUUCAUCACGCUCAAAUGAUUAUGAAAGAACAUGGAGUCAAUCAAAUUCCAGUUGUAAGGAACAUCAAUGAAAAAGCUUAUCCAGUUGGCCUGCUAGACCCCGACAGUAUCAAUCUAACAUACAGUGUUUUGGCCACAAGACAGUCCCUCAGCUGAUAUUCCACAUUGUUAGGAGGAAGAAGACUCUUUCUUACAUUGAUUUACAGUCUAUGAAAUUGAAAAUUUUAAUAUAAUUUUUUUUUUGUUUGUAAAUUUCCUUCAUGAAGUUGUAUUUUCUCAAAUAGACUUUCCACCCUUUUCUUUAGUUCAACAGUUUUUCAAUUAACUUUGUAAAAGGUCAUGAUUUGGAAUGGUGAUUGAUCUUUUUAGAAAUUUGUGAAGUAAGGGUUAUGAAAUAAGGUCAUGAUUUUGGGAGAUGAUUGGUAUUUUGCUCAAUCAUUGAAAUCAAGAUGCAAUUUAUUCUCUAAAAAUCACAGUGAUCUACCAAAUUUGUUCUUAGUAACAAUAAUUUAGUGUUAUUAUAGUUAGUCAAGUAAUUCCUCUAUAAUCAGGAUGGGAAACUUGUCAGGUAUUGUAGCCUUGUUCGUCUAUAUGCACAUCCUCCAUGAAUUGUCCUUCUUCACUAAAAUUACAAGGCUGGAAUACACACUAGCAAUUUUUUGAUAAUUCCAG